Ictalurus furcatus (blue catfish) is the source of this 3719-nucleotide messenger RNA. It is a transcript of the gene bap1, whose product is annotated as BRCA1 associated protein-1 (ubiquitin carboxy-terminal hydrolase). Gene Ontology annotation, biological process: ubiquitin-dependent protein catabolic process; protein deubiquitination. NCBI's taxonomy places the organism in Eukaryota, Metazoa, Chordata, Actinopteri, Siluriformes, Ictaluridae. The transcript has 18 exons. Gene Ontology annotation, molecular function: cysteine-type deubiquitinase activity. Gene Ontology annotation, cellular component: cytoplasm. The coding region runs from base 349 to 2688 and encodes 779 amino acids. The record is from RefSeq and is a predicted model, not a curated record.
ACAGGACUUUUAACCAGUUAAAGUGUUAAAAUAUUUCAUAUUUUAGGUAUUAAAUGAUUAGGGGUGACUAUUUAGAAUCACGACAACGCACAAAUAUCAACACUAGAUGGUGGCCGUUAUUAGAAUCGUAACCACAGUUAGUCGCAGGUUGAUGACGCAAUCAACAAUUGACGGAAUCCUUUAUUUAAAAAAAAAAAAAAAAAAAAAAAUCUAUUGUGUUUACAAGAAAGCUACAGUAAUCGGCAGGAAUAGCGAACGUUUCCGAGCCCUCCGAGUGUAAACACAAUGACAUGGAGUUUUAUCUGAGUUAACUGUAAAGCUGUCUGGACUUUACUGUAGAUAAUAAUCAUGAAUAAAGGCUGGCUGGAGCUGGAGAGCGACCCCGGUCUCUUCACACUGCUGGUGGAGGAUUUCGGUGUGAAGGGUGUUCAGGUGGAGGAGAUCUACGACCUGCAGAGUAAAUGCCAGAGUCCCGUGUACGGCUUUAUCUUCCUGUUCAAAUGGAUCGAGGAGCGUCGCUCCAGGAGGAAAGUGUCCACCCUGGUGGACGAGACCUCGGUUAUCGACGACGACAUCGUCAACGACAUGUUCUUCGCUCACCAACUGAUUCCAAACUCGUGUGCGACUCAUGCCUUACUGAGCGUGCUCCUGAACUGCAGCGGGGUGGAGCUGGGCAGCACGCUGAGCCGCAUGAAGGCCUUCACCAAGGGGUUCAAUCCAGAGAGCAAAGGCUACGCCAUUGGGAAUGCUCCGGAGUUAGCAAAGGCACACAACAGUCAUGCCAGGCCCGAGCCACGGCACCUGCCAGAGAAACAGAACGGCAUCAGUGCUGUGAGGACGAUGGAGGCCUUCCACUUCGUCAGCUACGUCCCCAUUAAAGACCGACUGUUCGAGCUGGACGGCCUCAAAGCCUACCCCAUUGACCACGGUCCUUGGGGAGAGGAGGAGGAGUGGACAGACAAAGCUCGGAGGGUCAUUAUGGAGAGAAUCGGCCUGGCGACCGCAGGCGAGCCGUACCACGACAUCCGCUUCAACCUGAUGGCCGUGGUUCCUGACCGCAGGGUGAAGUACGAGUCCAGGCUGGAGGUGCUCAAACGCAAUCGGCAGAUCGUUCUGGAAGGACUGCAGCAGUCGAUCAGGGCAUCCCAAACAGACACGACACAGGAACGCAAGCAGCAAGACUCCUCCUCCGAGGACACACCCCCUACUGUAAAAAAGGAGGAGGGGUCAGAUACACCGGUAGCACCUGCUCCGGCUCCGCCCACAGACUCGGCUGAGGUGGCGAGUGUUCCUGCAGCGUCCGUCUCCUCAGAGAAACCCAAAGCCACAGUGAAGCCGCCUACUCUGCCUCCAGGGGCCGCCAGCACCGGCCCCAACCCCAUCGUUCAGCGCCUGCCCGCCUUCCUGGACAACCACAACUACGCAAAGUCCCCCAUGCAGGAGGAAGAGGACCUGGCUGCAGGAGUGGCUCGUGCUCGUGCCCCUGGACCCCCUCAAGCCCCGUACUCUGAUGAUGAGGAUGAAGAUGAGGAUGAAGAGGAGGACAGGUUCCGCAAAAAGGCGGGUGUUCGUGGACGGGGCGUGGCCCGGAGUAGUGGUGGUGGGGGUGGAGGCGGAGUCUCGGGCGUGGAGGGCCAGCUGGCUCUGAACAUGCUUGCCGAGAGACUCAAAAAGGCAGAGAGAAAGGACACCAUGGCAACAACGGCGAUGCCCGGCUCCUCCGCCCUGAACGUGCGCACGGAGGGCCGAACCGGUGGCAUCAGCAUCACGCCCGCCUGCCAGCCCUCGCCCACGCCCAGCAACGAGAGCACGGACACGGCCUCCGAGAUCGGCAGCGCCUUCAACUCGCCGCUGAGGUCUCCCGCGCGCUCGCAGAUGCUCCAGGGCGUUGUCGAGAGAGGAGUAUCUAAAGCAGUGGGUGGUUCUGUGAGUUUCGGUACUCUUGCCGUCCCGCAGGCUGCCACUCGACCCUCCAGCCCCGUGGCCUGCCACCUGAGCCGCGUGCUGUUCGGAGACGACGACGUCCUGCUGAGACUGGACACUCGACACAACCGCGCCGUCCGAGAGCUCGGAGCCCUGAUCAGCUCCACUCAGCUACAGCUCAGAGAGGACGGAACCAUCUACACACUGCCAAGUGCAGACGCGGUGUGUGACGUGGUGAAGAAGGCAGGCGGAGCGGAUGGUAAGGAGCCGAGUGACCGGUCGGAGGGAGGAGGAGGAGGAGGUGCGGGUGGAGAGGAGGAUGGAGGGAAAGGAGGAGCGUCCCGGGAGCUAAAACGGGAGAAGGAGUGCGCAGAGACGAGCAAGGACAAGCCGAGAGCAGAGACGCCGAACUUUGUCGAGCCCGAGGCGCUCACCAAACCGCUCGGGGAGAAAUACACUCCAAAAGAGUUGUUGGCGCUGCUGAAGUGCGUGGAGGCCGAUAUCGCCAAUUACGAGGUGUAUCUGAAAGAGGAGGUGGAGAAACGGAAGAAAUACAAGAUUGAUGACCAGAGGAGGACCCAUAACUACGAUGAGUUCAUCUGCACCUUCAUUUCCAUGCUGGCACAGGAAGGUAUGCUGGCGAGCCUGGUGGAGCAGAACAUUUCCGUGCGCAGGCGGCAGGGCGUGAGCAUCGGCCGCCUCCAUAAACAGCGCAAGCCGGACCGAAGAAAGCGAUCUCGGCCGUACAAAGCCAAGCGCCAGUGAACGCGCCCCCGGACCCUCCGACACCGGCGCUGGCAAUUUCUCUUAGGAAAAAGGUGCUGAUAAACUCUCUAAGAACUAGUGAACAAACCAAUACAACCAGGACCUCUGAACACAGCUCAAACACAUUUAGGCUUAGGAUGACUAGCUCAGAGAAACACGAGAGCUCGUGAGAUUUACAAAAACAUCCGGUGACUGUACUUACACAGACUAGUGCUAGUGAACACACUUGAAUUGAUCAAAACUAGCACUGAUGAAUAUGAUGCUUAUGAAAUCUAGUACUGGACUACAUCACUGUGCACUUUCUGGCACAAACGCUAUUGCUAGUGAACACACCCCACAGACAAGAGAUGGUGAACACACACACACACACACACUUACACACACUUACACACACUUACACACACUUACACACACUUACACACACUUACACACACUUCAACUUAUAAAGACUAGUGCUUGCGGACACACUCCAGCCCACGACCUGAGCGCUCUGCGGAUUGUGAAAACAAAACAGUAAAGACUAGCGCUAGUGAACACACCCUGAUUUAUAACAGACAGCACUUCUGAGCAGCCUUAAACGCUCCGGUGCUAGUGAACACACCUCGGAUGCCUCGGCAAAACGUGCGUAUCCCUGACUACAGAGCAAGCGCAAAGAAAAAAGACAAACUGUCAUCCUGGACGUUACGGACAGUGCGGAUGAUCCUCACCGUUUCUUAUUUAAUCGCUGGACCAAUCAGAGCUCUGAACACGAGGGAUUGUUUUUUAAGGACGGUCGUGCCGGUCUCGCCCGGUGUAAUCAGUGUUAUGAGGAAAGAAAAUGUUUCAGAUUCUGACUGAACUUCCAAAACUAUGUGUUUUGUCAUCAUCUUACUUUUGUUGUGCAGAUGCAAGAUGUGUGCGUGUGUGUGAUGGGAGUAUGUGAUUUUCUUUUUGCUAAUGUCUGUCUAUCUGUACAUAUGUGUGUGUGUGUGUGAUUUCUAAUGUCAUUUCUAGAUGUCCUCCUAAAUAAAAUAAACUCCACUGUAAGAACG